AUCAACUCCAUUAGUUGCUGCCUCCAUUCUUGGCCAAAUGACUGCUAUAUAUAAGCAAUUAUACUAUCAGCUUAUGUUCUUAGUCAUCUAUGCAUCAUCCUAUAUAGAAUUCUUGUGUUUCUCUCCCAUAUAUUAUAAGCAAAAUUUUCAGUUCAAGAUUUUAAUUAUUUUUGAAAAUAUCAUUCACAAUUCCAAUGGAACUUCCACAGAGCUGAAACAAAUAAAUGUCUGGAUUAAGGCAGUUCUAUUUUUCAAAGACUGUUUGAAGCCGCCGAUCAAUAUACAGAAAUUCCAAGAAAUAAUGAAGAUCGGUUUUGUUUGCUCAAAAUGCUUCUCUUCUUCACAAGGAAUCAAUAUCAGUGACAAUAGCUUUUCUGGUGAAGCGAUUCUUCUGGAUGUGCAUGCAUUCUCUUACAAUGAAUUGAAAGCUGCCACCAACAACUUCAGCUCCUCCAAUAAGAUUGGCGAAGGCGGUUUUGGCUCGGUUUAUAAAGGAAAGCUACGAGAUGGAAGCAAUGUUGCAGUGAAAGUUCUUUCAAUACAAUCAACACAAGGAGACAAGGAGUUCAUGUCUGAGAUAGCAUCAUUGACCAAUAUCACCCACCAUAAUCUUCUUAGACUAUAUGGUGGUUGCAUUAAUGGCCCUUCUAGGAUUCUUGUUUAUGAGUACAUGGAAAACAACAGCCUCUCUUACAUUUUGCUUGGUGGUGAGAAAAUCAAAUCCAAAUUUAAUUGGGACGUACGGCGACAAAUUUGUUUAGGAAUUGCUUGUGGCCUAUCCUAUAUUCAUGAAGAUGUGAAGCCACACAUUGUUCAUCGAGAUAUAAAACCCAGCAACAUAGUUCUGGAUAAGGAUUUCAAUCCCAAAAUUUCAGAUUUUGGCCUGUCUAAGUUAUUUCCCGAAGAUAUUACUCAUGUCACUACUCGGGUGGCUGGGACACUUGGCUAUCUUGCUCCUGAAUAUGCAAUAAGUGGGCGUCUAACCAGAAAAUCAGACGUAUAUAGUUUUGGAGUUUUACUUUUGGAGAUAGUGAGUGGGAAAUCAGCCAUUGAUUUUCACCUGGAACUUGGAGAAUUCUUCCUCGUCGAGAAGGCAUGGGAAAUGUACAAAGAAGAUAAGCUAGUGCAUCUAGUGGACUCAAAGCUCCAACUGAAGAACUUAGAAGAAGCAGUGAGAUUUCUGAAAAUUGGUCUCCUUUGUGUGCAAGAGAAAUGCAGUCUUCGUCCUCAUAUGUCAAUGGCUUAUAGAAUGCUUAGCAACGAGAUCAACAUCGACUGCAUCACAGUCAAUCAGCCUGCUCUCCUAACAAAUAUCAUGGACGUCAAAAUUGCCAGAAGAGGAAGCUCUUCCCAUCACCACCAUCAUUCCAAACCCAGUGAAACACGAUUUUUAAGUUUUACAUAAGACAGAUUAUUAUUAUUGUUAUUAUUAUUAUUAUUACUAUAAUAUAUUAUUAUUAUUUCGUUUUAAUUAGGAUGUCAUGGCCUUUUCCAGUUCUUAGUAAUUAAUUCUGAUUAUUUUUUAUUUACUUCGUAUAAUGAUCAUUUUCAAAAAUUUUCAUAAAUUAUCUUAACACAAAAUGAAAAAUUUCAUUUAAGUAGUUGGGAUAAAGUUAAAAUAUAAAAAGUUGGAUAAUUUUAUUUCUUCUUUAUCGAGCUACAUACCUUUGAUAAUGGAUACCAUGUUCUAAUUAACUAAUAUGUAUGAUUAAAAGCUUGUCUUUUUAGGUGGUUGAGAAAACUUGAAAAGACAUGUCUGGUAAAACAAAUACAUAUACAUAGUAACUAAGACUUUGAUCAGGACAUUUGAAAAUUCCAAUACAAACAAAUUGAAGAAAAAUUUGUUAGCAAUCUUUUUUAAGCGUUUUAGGGAAAUAAAAAAUACUGAACAUUUUUUACAGAUCUAGAAACCUGCAAUGUAGCGGCAUCGAUUUAUCUUAAAUAAACACUUAUUUUUACAUCAAAUAAAUAUUUUUCCAGUUUUCUGGCUAUAUGGGAUUAUAUAAUAUAACAUAUUUUAAAAAUAGAAAGCUGGGACUAUGAACAUUUUAAUUUUUUUAUUUUACAAACCUAGGACUAUGAAGUAAAGACCAAUUAAUUUCCAAAUAAAAUCUAUCAAUUAAUUUCCAACUAAAAUCUAUUUUUUAUUCUUAUAUAUAACUUUGGAUCUCUAUUAAAUAAUAUAAUUACAUAUUUUAGAUUAUGGGAAAAAAAAAAAAAAACACAGAAUGUAUUAUUGUGGCAACUGGAGAUCGAACUAGUAAUACCCAGAUGGAAGAUAAUAAAAAAGAAAACAAAAAUUACAACUUUUGAUUUAAGUUUUUCAGGCUUUGGGUGACCCAAUUAGACAAUUUGUUGCUGGGAACUGGGAAGGAAGACUUCACAGAACUAAACUGACAGAGAGGAGGACAUUCCCCAAAAAAAAACAUAUAUCAGUUCCCUAGUUAAUUUCAGGCAAAUAAAAAUAAAAAAUAAAAAAAUAAAAAUAAAGAUAGAAUCUACUUUUUUUUUUUUUAGGCUUUUGAGAGUACAUUCUGAAUAGAGCAUGACACACAAUAAGGAAGUGGGUUGUAGUGUCCCCAGUAGGUAAGGUACUACUCCAGGCAUCUCCUUUUCUUUUUUUUUUUUUUUUUUUUUCAAUAUAUAUAUAUAUAUAUAUAUAUAUUUUUUUUUUUUUUUAUAUAAAAUCAAUAAGAAUGUUUUAUAGACAAUAAUUAAUUAGAACUAUUUAAAAUUAAUUCAUAAAAAAAUCCCAAAAAUUGAUUUCCCAGGAGAUCUCAAAGUGGUCCACUCUUGUUGCCCUGAGCAGUUGUCCUUUUUGACCUGUUUUGACCGUAUACUAUAUUCCCUGCCAUCCAAUUAAAUUAGGAGAGAGAGAGUGAGUGGUCCCACUGUUUGUGUGAGAUUCCCUAGUAGCCAUAAUCAUAAUCCUCUCUGCUGGCAUUACACUUUUGCUUUUCCCAGAAUCCAUAUUUUUCUUUGCUCAAGCCCUGGCCAGAGGUUCUUGUUUUUGCUUUUCUUUCAAAUGUAUAUAUAUAUAUUAUCUGUAUAUCUAUAUAUCUAUAUCUAUAGCUGUACAUAUAGAGAGAGAUAGAGAGACCACUUUGAUAUUUUAUCCACCCCAUUGAUACUAUGCUGAUAAGCUAAGCAUCUAAAUAAAGUGCUCCAUUAUAUAAAUGUUAUAUUUUCCAGCCAAAAGAAUAUUAUAUAAAUAUUGUAUGUGUAUAUGUGUGUGGAUAUAUAUAUAUAUAUAUCUCGGCAGAUGUGGUUUCUCACCCCAUAAAGCUAUAUGAAAGACAAGGAAUAUGAUCAAAUGUCUACUGGUCUAGGAAGACAGCUUGUUGAUAUGACAAACCUCCCUUUUCUAUUUAUAUCUUUUUCUUUUUUCCUGUUGCUUUUCUUUUGAAACAAACAGUCAAUCACAUAAAAUGGGAUUGGUGCAAAGUGCAAACAAUGUAAAAUAACCUUACCGUCCCACCGAAAGCUAUACAACAUUGAUAUAUAAACAACCUCUAUCUCUACUCUGGCCUUUCUUUUUUUUUUUUUUUUCCUCCUUCAUACCUACUUUUUCAAAAGUUUUGCUUUUGACUCAUUAUACCAAUAGCUAUGAUUACUCUAUGUUUUAAGCAAAGAAAAACUUUAAAAAUAAUUAGGAUUUGAUGAAAUUAAAGGAGUCAAUAUGAAACAUUCUACCUUCUGGGACAAGUCAAAAAAUUACAACAAGAAAAUUAAUAUUAUAUGCUAUAAUUUGUAUUUUGUUUUCCUUAAGGUUAAUUAAUUAAUAUAGGGCAACAAAGAUAUCGCAAUGCACAUGAAGUUUAGGGAAAUUUUCUAAAAAAAAGUAUAAAAGUUUAAGUAAAUAAUUAACUUAUAUUAUCAACCCAAAAUUAGUUACCAAAAUCCUAAUCAAAUCUUGAUUAUAUAUAAAUACGAACUUAUUAUCAUUCAAUGACAAUCCCUCCAAGUUUACCUAAAUUGUAUAUAUAUAUAUAUAUAUUAAUAAAAAAUUAAUGACAAUCCCUUAAAUAUAAAAUCCUUAUUAUCAUUCAAUGACAAUCCCUCCAAGUUUACCUAAGUUAUAUAUAUAUAUAUAUAUAUAUAUAUA
Ziziphus jujuba (common jujube) is the source of this 4105-nucleotide messenger RNA. RefSeq names its product putative serine/threonine-protein kinase. Lineage: Eukaryota; Viridiplantae; Streptophyta; Magnoliopsida; Rosales; Rhamnaceae. Gene Ontology annotation, biological process: protein phosphorylation. Gene Ontology annotation, molecular function: ATP binding; protein kinase activity. The record is from RefSeq and is a predicted model, not a curated record. Bases 38 to 1405 code for a protein of 455 amino acids. The transcript has 6 exons.